CGGGGAGCCGGGGAGGGGGAGGCGGAGGAGGCGCGGAGGGAGGAGGGGCGCGCUGAGCCGCCGAGGGCUGCUCGGGACUCGUCGGAACCGCACGACUUCGCAUCGCCGCCGUCCCGCUCUCCUCCCGGGUCCCGGAGGCCGCCCGGCCCCGCUCGGGUGCCCGUUGGCCCCACCCCGCCCCCAUGGCGUCUGCGGACGACCCUCUGCGCGCAGAUCACUUGGCAAAGGAGCCAGUGGAAGACACAGACCCUAGCACCAUAUCCCUUAACAUGUCAGACAAAUAUCCCAUUCAAGAUACGGGACUCCCUAAAGCCAAGGACUGUGAUCCAAUUACUUUGAACUGCCCGACAAAUUCUGACGUGCAACACCAGGGAGAAGAAAAUGGCUUUGCAGACAGUACCGGAGAUCCCCUUUCAGAGAGAAGCCAGGCCGCGUCCUGCGCGGAGAAUGGCACCUGUUCCUCCUGCUCCCUCCGGGCCCCCACCAUCAGCGACUUGCUCAACGACCAGGACUUACUGGACGUGAUCAGGAUAAAGCUGGACCCAUGUCACCCAACGGUCAAAAACUGGAGGAACUUUGCGAGCAAGUGGGGCAUGCCCUACGACGAGCUCUGCUUCCUGGAGCAGAGGCCGCAGAGCCCCACCCUGGAGUUCUUGCUGCGGAACAGCCAGCGGACGGUGGGCCAGCUGGUGGAGCUGUGCAGGCUCUACCGCAGGGCCGACGUGGAGAAGGUGCUGCGCAGGUGGGUGGACGAGGAGUGGCCCAGGCGGGGGCGCGCGGACCCCCGCAGGAACCUCUGACACCUGCGCCUCCUCCCCAGCCCCUCAGGGCCGAGGCAGCCCGCGUUAGGGAGCAGUGGGGGGAGGGCACGGCUCAGCCGCAGAGCACACGCUCAGCGUGAUUAGGUCCCGGGUUCAACCCCAGGGCCUCCUGUAAAUAGGUAAACCUGAUUACCUGCCCCACCCCCCGCCGGAAAAAAGGAGCGAUGAGAAUCCAUCCUUGUUUAAGUUGAGGAUAAGGACGAACAGCAGACACUGGUUUUCCCCAAAGCUGGUGGUUUUGUGCAGGGGUGGGGUAUGUUUCUGGUGGCGGAUUUUCCUUUAGUUUUGCACAUCUGUUUUAAUUUAACAUUUGAAUCUGGAAAAACUGGGAAAAAUAUGUCAUAGGCUCCUACAGGGACCAGGGCCAAAGCCUGCAAUCAGAGUGGACUCAUGUGUGAUGCGAUGGAAAUAAAGGUGCCCUCUCCCUUAAA
Molecule: messenger RNA, 1252 nt
Organism: Camelus dromedarius (Arabian camel)
Lineage: Eukaryota; Metazoa; Chordata; Mammalia; Artiodactyla; Camelidae
Gene: EDARADD
Product: EDAR associated via death domain
Exons: 6
Coding region: 183-800 (205 amino acids)
Biological process (GO): signal transduction
Molecular function (GO): protein binding
Source: RefSeq, a predicted model, not a curated record